This is a messenger RNA of Paramuricea clavata, 912 nucleotides long. NCBI's taxonomy places the organism in Eukaryota, Metazoa, Cnidaria, Anthozoa, Malacalcyonacea, Plexauridae. The record is from the annotation of a GenBank genome assembly.
AUGAUUGUUUCAGAUCUGGUGCUUACACAUUAUGAUCCUAACCUUCCCUUACAACUGGCUUGUGAUGCUUCACCUGUAGGAAUUGGAGCGGUGCUGUCUCAUGUCAUGACAGAUGGCACAGAGCGACCGAUAGCGUUUGCAUCGAGAUACCUGUCGAAGGCGGAGCGCAACUACGCACAGAUAGAUAAAGAAGCACUAGCUACAGUGUGGGGAGUCAAGAAAUUCCACAAUUACCUUUUCGGUAGGAACUUUACCUUACUAUGAAAUGCGAGAAACAAAGUGCAUUCCAGCUGAAAACCAAUAUGGCAAAGUUCCUUUUGGCUUACCGGAAUACCCCGCAUUCGACGACUGAAGAAUCACUGUCCGUGUUGUUUUGGGGCAGACCGCUACGGAUUCGCCUUGAUUUGGUGAAACCUGAUUUACAAAAGAAAGUGAUGAAUAGGCAAAUCGAUCAAGCGGGGAGGAAAGGACAUUCCCCCACACGUCAGUUAUCCAUUGGUCAGACUAUCAUGGCACGUACCUAACUACAGUGGGAAAGACAAGUGGCUACCAGGCAUAGUUCGAGCUCAAACGGGACCCCUUUCGUACGAGAUAAAAGUUGGUCCAAAUCGAAUUUGGCGACGUCACAUCGACCAGCUUCGAGCCUCGAGUGUGAAAGUAAAUGACCAGAGUGAUGAUACGGCUGAACCUCAUCUAGAGCUCGGAGAGACUGGCCAGAAUAUUGCACCAGCAGACGAAAUUGUCGCAGAGCGGGAUAUCGAACUAACCAUGAAUCCACCAGUAGUGCAACUACAAGAAGCCGGUAGGGCUACAAUAGAAUCUGAACAACGCUACCCAACUAGAUCACACCAACCACCCGAGAGGUGGGGUCUUAACUGUUUGAUCCGAAAACUGUUUAAGAAAACUACAUAG